AUGUACCUUUUCAUCCUUAUCCUCCGAAAUCCCAUCAGCACUCUUCGCUUCCUGUAUACAUGGAGCACCCUCUCGGUCAUUGUGAUUCUAAGACGCAUUCUAGUACCCCAUAUAUCACAGUAUCAAUCUACUAGGGUGCAGCUGCAACGAGCAUACCUGCUGUCUUGCUCGUCGACUUUUCCGGACCUUACGCACCGACUCCCUGUGGGUCAAGUAUCGCAGGUUAGGGCUACGCCGAUUGGCACCACUGGCUUUAUUGGAUAUGUGAUUCCAGGAAGUCAGAGCCCAAUCCUAGAUGGGCUCACCAAAUCGUUCCAUCGAACACAAUGUGUCGCGCUUUAUGCUCAUGGAGGAGGGUAUGCACGAGGAGAAGCGAAGAUGUAUAUGAAUUAUAUGGAACGAUGGGUACAGAAAGCAAGAGAGUCUGGGUUAGACUUGGUGUUUUUGAGUGUUGAAUACCCCUUAACCGACAAGGCAUCUCAUCCAGCACAGAGGGAUGCCUUUUUGAAGGCGUAUCAGUAUCUCCUCGACCAAGGGAUAUCGCCAGACAACAUCAUCUUUAUGGGCGACUCUGCCGGCGGCGGAAGUUGUAUCCUGAGCAGUAUUGAAUGCCUCUCAACAGCAACAAAAAACCGACAGCUGCCUCAACCAGCCGGCAGCAUUCUUCUCUCUCCCUGGAUGGACAUGUCCAUGCGCGCCUUCAAUGGCGGCAAUGCGCUGGCUGCAACCGACUACGUGAAUGCCAACCGCGACAUACCCAUCCUCGUUAAGAAAUGGCUACAAGACAAGGUCGCGCCGACUUCGCCUCAGGUCAAUCCGCUAUAUCGACAACCCGUGGAGAUUGAAGGGUUGAAUCCUCAACUGAUUUUGGUCGGUGCCGCCGAGUUCACCUUGCCAGAGGCCAAGGACUGGGCAGCGCUCUGCGAAAGGGCAGGUGUUAGACAUCGAUUGGUGUGUGAAUGGGGUCAAUUGCAUAAUUAUGCUUUGGGGUCGGCGUGGGUUGAGCCUGCGAUUAGGAAUAGGACAGAUGCUAGCAUUGUGAGCUGGAUGCAGAUGUGUUUGGGAGGGAACUAG
Molecule: messenger RNA, 1074 nt
Organism: Talaromyces rugulosus
Lineage: Eukaryota; Fungi; Ascomycota; Eurotiomycetes; Eurotiales; Trichocomaceae
Exons: 2
Coding region: 1-1074 (357 amino acids)
Molecular function (GO): hydrolase activity
Source: RefSeq, a predicted model, not a curated record